Molecule: messenger RNA, 1016 nt
Organism: Coccidioides posadasii C735 delta SOWgp
Lineage: Eukaryota; Fungi; Ascomycota; Eurotiomycetes; Onygenales; Onygenaceae
Biological process (GO): fatty acid catabolic process
Cellular component (GO): peroxisome
Molecular function (GO): 2,4-dienoyl-CoA reductase (NADPH) activity
Source: RefSeq, a predicted model, not a curated record
CAAGUCUUAUGUAGUUUGCUGCACCACUUGAACCAAUAGACUAUAUUUUAAAAGAUUUUACAUUCUACCUUGUCCCCAAAAUGUCGUUGCCCAAAUCUGCAUACCUGAGUGAUGUGUGGAGGGAUGGCAUUUUUGACAACAAAGUCCUCUUCUGCACCGGUGGCUCUGGCACAAUAUGCAGCGCUCAAGUUCGGGCCAUGGUCCAUCUAGGCGCAAAUGCCUGCAUCGUGGGACGCAAUGUUGAGAAGACAGAGCAAAUGGCAAGAGACAUUGCUACUGCCCGUCCAGGCGCCAAAGUAAUCGGCAUCGGGGCUGUUGAUGUCAGAAGCAUCGACAGCCUGAAGAAUGCCGUUGACCGAUGUGUGAAGGAGCUGGGCGGAAUUGACUUUGUCAUUGCCGGCGCUGCGGGGAACUUUCUGGCCUCGAUCGAACAGUUGUCAGUCAAUGCUUUCAAGUCAGUCAUAGAUAUCGACGUUCUUGGUUCGUACAACACGCUGAAAGCCACCGUUCCUUAUCUCUUGAAAUCCGCCGCAAAACACAAAUCCGAUGGAGCGACUCCAUCUCCUACUGGGACCGGAGGAAGGAUCAUCUUCGUCAGUGCAACCAUCCACUACACCGGUUUACCCCUACAGGCACACGUUACAGUGGCCAAGGCCGGCGUGGAUGGCCUUUCAAACAGUGUUGCCAUCGAGUAUGGUCCAUUUGGUGUGACUUCCAAUAUCAUUGCUCCAGGACCCAUCGGAGACACUGAGGGCAUGCGACGUCUCGCCAAGAAGGGAGCCGACCAAUCUGCCAUCCCACUGGGACGGUACGGCACCGUCAAAGAGAUUGCAGACGCCACGGUGUAUCUCUUCUCUGAUUCUGGAAACUACGUGACUGGUUCUACUAUAGUCGUUGAUGGAGGUGCCUGGAGAACACAGUCUGGCCGAUCAGGCCUCGGAUUCAAAUACCCUGACUUCCUUCUUUCUGGGGAGGGAAUAACUGGCGUUUCGGGGAUGAAGAAGUCAAAGCUUUGA